Messenger RNA from Phytophthora megakarya, 381 nucleotides. The record is from the annotation of a GenBank genome assembly. Lineage: Eukaryota; Oomycota; Peronosporomycetes; Peronosporales; Peronosporaceae.
AUGGCCAACUCCAUCGCCUUACGGGUGGCCCGGGUGUUUGAAGAAUGCGUCUUCCGAAGAUUCGGAUCGCCAUCGCUGAUUAGACACGAUCGAGACCCACGCUUCAUGAGUGAGGUCUUCCAAGUUUUCACCGAAAUGGGCAACAUUAAGUUACCGGCCUCAGGCGAACGAUCUGUCAAUACCGUUAUGCAGUCAGUGCGUGUUGGCGCAGAAGAUCCUCUGCAGCAGGACUGGGAUGACAUCGCGGAGAAGUUGAUCUUCGCGAUUAACUAUUCGAUAGAUGCGACGAGAAGAGAGACACCCUUUUAUCUCAUCCAUGGGUGGGACGCACAGUCCACUCUCAAAGCAAUAUUCUUGUCACUUCAACGAAGCUACGGAUGA